AUGUCAGAUGUCAAUGACACCACCUUCACACAUGCCGUGUUCCUGCUCACCGGGAUACCCGGGCAGGAAGCCAUGUAUCUCUGGAUUGCUGUCCUCUUCUGCACAUUGUAUGUUAUUUCAAUAGUAGGAAAUUCAGUCAUUCUGUUCAUUAUAAAAACAGAUUCAGUCCUCCACGAGCCCAUGUACAUUUUCCUCUCCAUGCUGGCUGUCAUAGAUCUUUGUUUGUCUAUAGCCACCGGACCAACAAUACUGGGCAUGUUUAUCUUUAACUCUAGGGAGAUCAGCCUUGAUACCUGUUUUGCCCAGCAGUUCUUCAUCCACUUCCUUCAUAAUGUUGAAUCCUCUGUGUUCCUCUUGAUGGCCUUUGACCGCUUUGUUGCCAUCAGUAACCCGCUCAGAUACACAUCCAUCUUAUCACCAUCUAAAAUAAGCAAGAUGGGGCUGGUGUGUGUGCUAAGAGGAUUGAUUGUAAUGCUGCCACUCACCAUUCUCCUGAAACGGUACCGAUACUGUCGAGCCAAUGUCCUCUCCCACUCCUACUGCCUGCACCAGGAAGUCAUGAAGAUGGCUUGUUCAGACAUCAGUGUCAACGUUAUCUAUGGCCUGUUUACUAAAAUCUUCACAAUGGGGUUGGACUCACUGCUCAUCUUCAUGUCCUAUGUGAUGAUCCUCAAAACAGUCCUGAGCAUCGCGUCCCGCACGGAGACCCUCAGGGCCCUGAAUACCUGCGUCUCCCACCUCUGUGCCGUCCUGCUCUUCUACAUACCAGAUUUUAGUUUGAGUGUGAUAUACAGAUUUGGGAAGAGCUCUUCUCUGUUGCUUCCACUGGUCUUGGGUUUCAUCUCCCUACUGGUCCCACCCCUGAUGAACCCAAUCGUGUACAGCGUGAAGUGCAAACAGCUUCGUGCGCGGAUCAUCAGGGUGUUCAUCAAGUGA
Pelodiscus sinensis (Chinese soft-shelled turtle) is the source of this 936-nucleotide messenger RNA. RefSeq names its product olfactory receptor 51G2-like. Gene Ontology annotation, cellular component: plasma membrane. Gene Ontology annotation, biological process: G protein-coupled receptor signaling pathway. Lineage: Eukaryota; Metazoa; Chordata; Testudines; Trionychidae. Gene Ontology annotation, molecular function: olfactory receptor activity; G protein-coupled receptor activity. The record is from RefSeq and is a predicted model, not a curated record.